AUGAUCGGGUCUUGCACCACCUCUAUACUGCUUGGACUUCUUCCUCUUGCCAUUGCCGCUCCUGUGAGAACAACGGGCAGUGUCAACCCAACACAAGUCAUCUCUGUCGAUUUCGCCGAUCCUGAUCUUCUGCAAGUCGGAACUCAAUGGUGGGCUUUUGCCAGCAACAACCACAAGACAAUUGCCGCAGUUGGCGGCAGUUUGAUCAACGUCCAAGUCGCUCACUCUCCAGAUUUCAACUCAUGGUCGGUGACAGGGACCGACGCAUUGCCCACAGUUGGUGCUUGGGUCGAUCCUAAUGCUGGCAACCAAGGUGCAGCUGUUUGGGCACCAAGUGUCAGCAAGAACAAGAAAGGUCAAUAUGUUAUGACCUACUCAGCUGCUGUCAAAGGAAGCCCGGGCAAGCACUGCAUUGGUGCUGCGCUGGCUACUCAGCCUCAAGGUCCUUACACACCGCAAGCCACUCCUCUUGUCUGUCCGCUUGAUCAGGGCGGCGCAAUCGACUCCGACAACUUCAUGGAUGUUGACGGAACGCAAUAUGUUGUAUAUAAGGUCGAUGGAAACUCUAUCGGGCACGGAGGCAGUUGCGGCAACACUGUCGCUCCCAUCGUGAACACUCCCAUCAUGCUUCAGAAGCUCGCUGGCGAUGGUGUCACUCCUGUUGGCAGUCCUGUCAAGCUUUUGGACCGUGGCGAUCUUGAUGGCCCUCUGAUUGAGGCGCCUUCUCUCAUGCGUACCUCCAACGGCAAAUAUGUGCUAUUCUUCAGCAGCAAUUGCUUUGCGUCUUCGAAUUACGACGUUACCUACGCAUUUGCCGACAAUAUCAACGGGCCCUAUGUCAAGCUUGGUCCUAUAAUGGUAACCGGCACCGACAACUUGUACUCCCCUGGUGGUCAAUCUGUGGCUGCUGAUGGCAAGCACAUGAUGUUCCAUGCCGGCGAUGUUGGUCCCGCGAACAUGGGAUGGAGAGCUGCAUACACGCAGAUCAUUACCGUGGACACUGUUCGCCAAGUCGUAUCAUCUUAG
Molecule: messenger RNA, 1026 nt
Organism: Aureobasidium musti
Lineage: Eukaryota; Fungi; Ascomycota; Dothideomycetes; Dothideales; Saccotheciaceae
Source: the annotation of a GenBank genome assembly